Messenger RNA from Knipowitschia caucasica, 2460 nucleotides. The record is from the annotation of a GenBank genome assembly. Lineage: Eukaryota; Metazoa; Chordata; Actinopteri; Gobiiformes; Gobiidae.
AUGCCACUGAUUAGCCAUCUACCAUCUGCUGGGCCGGGCGUGAGGAGAGCGGCUCAUUAUGGGUGGCCAUCGCUCUCCUCUCUGUCUCGGGCUCUUCUGCUGCUAUCAGGCAGCGCGGCGGGGCCCUUUGACCUGGUGGGAAGUGCGCCGCCCCAGAGGAAUUGGAAGGGCAUUGCAAUAGCUCUGCUGGUCAUCCUCAUCAUCUGCUCACUCAUCGUCACCUCCGUCAUCCUGCUGACCCCGCGUGAAGAUGACAGUCUUGCCCUUAAGAAGAAAGUGACAGUGGAAGACGUGUUUGGCCCAGACCUGAGGAUCCAUGACCCUAAGGCUAAAUGGCUGAGCGGCCGUGAAGUGCUGUAUCGCACAAGAGAUGGGGACGUUGUCAAGCUUCAUGUCGACAGCGGAGAGACGACCAUUGUGGUGCCCAGUCAGCUGUUUGACAGAUCCAGGGCCGUCAAGUACCAAGUGUCUCCAGACAUGCGACAUGUCCUGUUUGCAUUUGACGUUAAACCUAUCUACCAGUACUCCUUUCUGGCCAAGUACAUCAUCUACAGCCUUGACACGCAAGAAACUUGGCCCCUGAAUCCGUCGGAGGUGCAAGAUGCAGUCCUGCAGUACGCUGCAUGGGGCCCGCUGGACCAACAGCUGAUCUUCAUAUUUGAAAACAACAUCUACUACAGAGCCAGAUUAGACAAGUCCCCCAUCCGCCUAGUGUCUACUGGGAAAGAAAGAGAGGUGUUCAAUGGACUGGCAGAUUGGCUCUAUGAAGAGGAGAUCCUGCAGAGUCACGUAGCACACUGGUGGUCUCCUGACGGACUGCGCCUGGCCUACAUGACCAUCAACGACACGCAUGUCCCCAAAAUGGAGGUCCCAUUUUUUACCGGGACGCCGUACCCCAGCAGCUGGGAGUAUCAUUAUCCCAAGGCUGGGGAGCAGAACCCACUGGUGCAGCUGUCAGUGGUGAGCCUCAACGGGCCCCUGCACACGGUUCUGAUGAAGAAGCCGGAUGACCCUCGGAUCGGGCGCGAAUACUACAUCACCUCAGUUAAGUGGGCCACCAGCACCAAACUCGCCGUCAACUGGUUAAACAGAGGCCAGAAUAACUCCAUCCUGACUCUGUGUGAGGCCACCACAGGCGUCUGCAUCAAGAAACAUGAGGAUGAGAGUGAGAGCUGGCUGCAGAGACAGAAUGAAGCACCACUUUUUUCCCAAGACGGACACCGGUUCUUCUUCACCAGGGCCAUACCUCAGGGCGGCAGAGGGAAGUUUUUCCACAUCUCCAUGUCCACUUCUAUGCCCAACAGCAGCACAGACAUCCUUCAGUCUCUGACCUCUGGGGACUGGGACGUCACCAAAAUCCUGGCCUUCAACGACCAGAGGAACCUCAUAUAUUUUCUAAGCACAGAGGAUGACCCCAAAACCCGGCACUUAUACAGUGCGGACACUAUCCCUCCGUUCAACCGAUGCUGCUUGUCGUGUGAGUUCAAAUGUGGAUACGUGGACGUCUCCUUUAGCCACGACAUGAGCUACUUCUUACUCAACUGCAAAGGUCCGGAUAUACCGAGUGUGGCUAUUUAUAAGACCAGUGACAAGCAGAAGCUGUUGUACAUCGAGACCAACGACAAGCUGAACGUGACGUACCACAACAUGCAGAUGCCUCGUGUGGAGUACGACACCAUCACUAUUGACGACUACACCCUGACCAUGCAGAUCCUGAAACCAGCAACAUUUGUGGAGACGGCCCACUACCCCUUACUGCUGCUGGUAGAUGGCACCCCUGGUGGUCAGAUGGUCACAGAGCAGUUCCAGGUGGACUGGGCCACAGUUCUGGUGAGCACCUUCAGCACCAUCGUGAUCCGCUUCGAUGGACACGGCAGCGGCUUCCAGGGAACCAACCUCCUGCAUAAGGUCCGGCGCCGACUGGGAAAACUGGAGGAGCGGGACCAGCUGGAGGCUCUCAGGUUCAUAUCUAAAGAGCCGUACAUUGACAAGAGCCGGAUGGGAGUUUACGGAAGAGCUUAUGGUGGAUACUUGGCAACUCUUCUUCUAAGCUCAGCGGAUUUCACCCAGCUCAAAUGUGGAACAGCAGUCUCUCCCAUUACAGACUUUGAACUCUAUGCUUCUGCAUUUUCAGAAAGAUAUCUGGGCUCCAAGACAGAUUCCAGGGUUUACACGAUGGCAAAUUUAGCACACAGAGCGGGUCAGCUUGUGGAGAAGCAGUACCUGAUUGUUCACCCCACUGCUGACGAAAAGGUUCACUUUCAGCACACGGCAAAGUUUAUCAACCAUUUAAUCAACGAGAACGCCAAUUACACUCUACAGAUCUACCCUGAUGAGGGACAUUUUUUGCACAACGAUGGCACACAGCAGCACUUGAGCCAGUCACUGGUGAACUUCUUUGGGGAAUGUUUCCGUGUGCCGGACGUCCCUUCAGAGGAACAGCAGGAGGAGGACAGCUAA